GGGGGGAGCUACGUGCUUCAUCUCUUUUAGUCUCCUCUUCAGCCUCCUCUGCUGUCAAAGCGCGCAGGGAGGACGACGACGGGAUGGAGCGGAUGGAGUCCAUGGAGCCGAUCUCUGCGCAGUACACCACGGCUUACCCGGAGAUCCAGCCGGACAGCGGCUACGAAUCCAGAGAGACCACGGACAGCCAGGCAAAGACUCCACCACCUCCGACAUACGAUGAGGAACUAGUGCACAAGACGAUCCUGGUCGGUGACAGCGGAGUGGGAAAGACAUCUCUGUUGGUGCAGUUUGAUCAGGGAAAGUUCAUCCCCGGCUCCUUCUCUGCUACAGUGGGCAUUGGAUUCACGAAUAAAGUGGUGACUGUUGACGGAGUUAAGGUCAAACUACAGAUUUGGGACACAGCGGGACAGGAGAGGUUCAGAAGUGUGACACAUGCGUAUUACAGAGACGCACACGCUUUGCUCCUCUUGUAUGACAUCACAAGCAAAACCUCCUUUGAUAACAUCAGGGCAUGGUUAACUGAGGUCCAUGAGUAUGCACAGAGUGAUGUAGUCAUCAUGUUGCUCGGCAACAAGGCUGACAUGAGCAGUGACAGAGCGAUCAGGAGAGAUGAAGGAGAGAGGCUGGCCAGAGAGUAUUCAGUUCCUUUCAUGGAGACCAGCGCCAAGACAGGAGUCAAUGUAGAGCUGGCCUUCACUGCUGUGGCAAAGGAACUGAAGCACCGGGCCGUCCAGCACCCCAACGAACCCAAGUUCCAGAUUCAUGAAUACAUUGAAGCACAAAAGGAGAAGUCAGGCUGCUGCACCUACUUCUAAAUCUCAUCUCCUGAGUCCUCCUCCUCCUCUAUCCUCCCACCACUCUGGGUGAACAGACUGUCAGAGAGACAUCGAGAGCUACAGAGUGGGAGGAAGUCCUAUUAACUCACUGCUGCUCCCAAAAUACAACGCUGCCAUUCAUUCAAGACUAAAAGCCAAAAGUAGACAAACCAGGCUACAGUCUCACAAACCCACAGUUUUCUUUGGCCAAGAACACUUUACAUGCACAUCUUUAUGAGAAGCUGAAUAUUUGUUUAGUACUUUUAGAAAAAAAACAAUUAUAUAAAUUACUGUGAGAAAAUAAUCGUUCUUUGUGAGUGUUAGAUGAGAAGAUCAAUACCACUCUCAUGUAAGUACGGAGAUGAAGUCAGGAUGUGGUUAUCCUAGCUUAGCAUAAAGACGGGAUGUAGCGGGUGAUAGCUAGUCUGGUUGUAG
Molecule: messenger RNA, 1253 nt
Organism: Larimichthys crocea (large yellow croaker)
Lineage: Eukaryota; Metazoa; Chordata; Actinopteri; Sciaenidae
Product: ras-related protein Rab-37
Exons: 9
Coding region: 84-818 (244 amino acids)
Molecular function (GO): GTP binding; GTPase activity
Source: RefSeq, a predicted model, not a curated record